ACAAUGGUGAGCACCCAGGGCCUGGGAAUGGGGGCAGGUCGUGGGUGAGGUUGGGUCUAAACGUGUGUGUGUUUGCUCAGGGAGGGCCUGGUCCUUAAAAACCCAGGGCAGGUGAGUGUCCAGGCCAGGCUCUGUCCAGGCUGAGGGCAGGGAGUGGAAUGGGCUGGAAGCCUUUUGACCCAGAACCCUUCCCUCCAAGCUGGAAAGCACCCUGGUCUCCGUACUAUCCGCUGCUUCCCUUCUGGGGGUGCUGUGGCAAUGCAGACACUGGGGAGGGGCUUGACCCAAGCUGAACCCACAACUGCCCAGCUAUAAGACUAAUAUUGGUACCCCUACCCCCUUUGGGGGACUUGUGGGCCAGUGUUUUACACUCCUCCCAUGCCAGCCAGUCCAUGCCUUGUCCCAAAGUUGGUGGUCUGGGUCUGAGCAGAUCUUUGGGGAGGGUGCUGCUGGUAGCUCAGCCUUGUCUGAAGCCCCUCCCUCCCUGAUCAAGCAGCUGCAGAGCCUCAGAAGGCAGUUAUGGGAUGGAGACCCCUUCCCUGGGGUCGAGGGCCCUCCGAGCUCUGUGGCGCCGCACAGAGAACACCUACCAUUUGUUUUGUAAUACGCAAGGCCUCCGGCCAAGUGUCAUUGGAAAAGAUGAAUGAGGUUGGCGUGCCAAACUAUGAGAUGCUGAGAUUGGAAGAGGGAAUAAGUGCAGGCUGAGGGUGCUCCAGGUCAGGGAGGGGACUGGAGCCUGGCCCUCCGCCACUGUGGACCUCACGGAGGAGUCGUGUUCCUCAACUCCAUUUGUAGGACUGAGUUGCAAGGCAUUCCCCCCCCCCCCCAACUCCAGCGGCCAGUGGCCAGAAGCUCUGUGCACCCAACUCCUUUGAAAUGGAUGACAGGUUAGGGGACUCCUCCCUUUACACACAAGAUGCCCGCCUCCUCUGUACCGCCUCUUCAUGGCUGACUUGAGCUUUUGUGGUCACUUCUAAACCAUGCAGACUGCGGACCUGAGUGACAUGUCCCCACCAGGCGCCCCAUGGCAACAGGCAGUUAGCGUGGGCUGAGCGGCUGGACUUGCGCGGAGGACCAGAGAAAUGGGCUCCUGGCCGAGUCCUAGGCAGCCGAUGGCAGCGAGGAGGAGAGGCCCUGGCAUCUGGAGCAGGGCUGGGAGGAAGCAGUUCUGGAGAUAGUGACGGGUCGGAGUCGUGCCCGCCUGGCCCGCCAUGGUCCUGAGGCUGUGGGUGAGCCGCCUUCUGCGGCAUCAGAAGGCCCAGCUCCUGCUGGUCAACUUGCUGACCUUCGGCCUGGAGGUGUGUCUAGCUGCGGGCAUCACCUACGCGCCGCCCCUGCUGCUGGAAGUGGGGGUCGAAGAGAAGUUCAUGACCAUGGUGCUGGGCAUUGGUCCAGUGCUGGGCCUGGUCUCGGUGCCGCUCCUAGGCUCGGCCAGUGACCACUGGCGUGGGCGUUACGGUCGCCGGAGGCCCUUCAUCUGGGCGCUGUCGCUGGGCGUCCUGCUGAGCCUCUUCCUCAUCCCGAGGGCCGGCCGCCUGGCGGGGCUGCUGGGCCCGGACACCAGGCCCCUGGAGUUGGCCCUGCUGAUCCUGGGCGUGGGGCUGCUGGACUUCUGCGGCCAGGUGUGCUUCACCCCCCUGGAGGCCCUGCUCUCGGACCUCUUCCGGGACCCGGACCACUGUCGCCAGGCCUUCUCCGUGUACGCCUUCAUGAUCAGCCUCGGGGGCUGCCUGGGCUACCUCCUGCCUGCCAUUGACUGGGAUGCCAGCGCCCUGGCCCCCUACCUGGGCACCCAGGAAGAGUGCCUCUUUGGCCUGCUCACCCUCAUCUUCCUCACUUGCAUGGCGGCCACGCUGUUCGUGGCCGAGGAGGCAGCCCCGGGCCCCGCCGAGCCAGAGGAAGGGCUGGCGGGCCCCUCCAGGCCGCCCCACUGCUGCCCGUGCCGCGCCCGCCUGGCUUUCCAGAACCUGGCCACGCUGUUUCCCCGGCUGCACCAGCUUUGCUGCCGCGUGCCGCACGCCCUGCGCCGCCUCUUUGUGGCUGAGCUGUGCAGCUGGAUGGCAUUCAUGACCUUCACACUGUUUUACACGGACUUCGUGGGCGAGGGCCUGUACCGGGGCGUGCCCAGGGCUGAGGCAGGCACCGAGGCCCGGAGGCACUACGAUGAAGGAGUCAGGAUGGGCAGCCUGGGGCUGUUCCUGCAGUGCGCCAUCUCCCUGCUCUUCUCCCUGGUCAUGGACCGGCUGGUGCAGCGAUUCGGCACUCGGGCAGUCUAUCUGGCCAGCGUGGUGGCUUUCCCUGUGGCUGCUGGCGCCACAUGCCUGUCCCGCAGCGUGGCUGUUGUGACCGUCUCCGCCGCCCUCACCGGGUUCACCUUCUCCACCCUGCAGAUCCUGCCCUACACGCUAGCCUCCCUCUACCACCGGGAGAAGCAGGUGUUCCUGCCCAAGUACCGAGGAGAUGCUGGAGGUGCUGCCAGUGAAGACAGCUUGAUGACCAGCUUCCCUCCGGGCCCUAAGGCCGGGUCCCCCUUCCCCAAUGGACACGUGGGUGCUGGGGGCAGCGGCCUGCUCCCGUCUGCACCUGCCCUCUGUGGGGCCUCUGCCUGCGAUGUCUCCAUGCGUGUGGUGGUGGGCGAGCCACCUGAGGUCAGGGUUGUUCCAGGCAGGGGCAUCUGCCUGGACCUUGCCAUCCUGGAUAGUGCCUUCCUGCUGUCCCAGGUGGCCCCAUCCCUGUUCAUGGGCUCCAUUGUCCAACUUAGCCAGUCUGUCACUGCCUAUAUGGUGUCAGCUGCUGGCCUGGGGCUGGUUGCCAUUUAUUUUGCUACACGGGUAGUAUUUGACAAGAGUGACUUGACCAGAUACUCAGUGUAGAGCACUUCCUACCCUCUGGUGGGGUCGGGGGUGGGGGGGGCUGCCUCAUUGGGUCCCAGCUCCCUGUAUUCCAGGCUCCAUCUGGCUACUGGGCUGGCCUCCCAGAUUUUAUUGCUGCCUAAGUGGUGUGGCUCUCUGCUGCCACCCCGUGGUGAUAAGGUGCAUAGCUGCACAGUUAGAGUGGGGAGGGGGGAUUCCCUCCCACAGUCUUUAGUGCUGUGGUUGACUCCAAACGGGCUUGAGUCUGGACUAAAUACAGGGAGAGAAGGGCAGGGCAUUUGAUUAGCACCAUGCACUGGAACUCAGGACUCUGGCAGAGUUACCCAGGCUCAAGGUUAACAGCUAGUGUCUCGAUCAACGCAUACCAAGGGAGGAAGGUAUUUAGAGAGCUGAGUAACUCAGCCACCAAUUCUCCCUCCUCUGAGCCCCCCAUCCUGUAGGUUCCUCUAAUGUUGCUCUAGUGUGAAACUCUCCACAGGAUUUAAAAGUAAGAAAGUUACUUUGUUGGGGGUGGGGGGUAGGUUCCUUAGGGGAGAGGGAAGGGACACUUCCUGGCCCUGUGGCACUGCCGUCCCACUGAGCCCCUCAGCCCCUGUUUUGUCAGGACAUGGCUUGUUGGCCCCUGUGUCUCCAUCAUAGGGACACAGGCCUUUAAAUAUUUAAUUUAUUUAUUUAACUCAAUAAGGGGCGUCAGUUCCCAGCUCUGCCAUGUCUGGCCUAGGAGGUGACAUCUCCAGUGACUGGGUCCUGUGACAUGGCUGGUUAUUGGCCUAAGCGUUGUCAGAAUCUCCUUUCCUAGGGGUGAUCUGUCUGGCCUCAAAACUGCCUAACCCAGGAGCUUAGAAGCUCUCUUCACCCCAGCUGAUACACCAGCUGAUACACCGACUCCUCUCCCCCAAGGCUGGGUAAAGAUGGAGAGUUGGCCUGCAGGUCUCAGCCGCCUCGAGCCUCGUCUCCUCUCUGGGCCCAGCCUGCCCUCGCCCCCUCCCCUCUGCUCCCUCUAGGACUGGGCUGAUGAGGGAGCCACCCACUCCCACCUUUCUCUGGCUUCACAGCCUCUGUUUGGGGCUGUUCCAGGACCAGAAGCAGCCAGGGCGGCUCCCCAAACCUUCGUCCGUCUCACGCCCAGGGCAUAUCUGUGCUUGGGGACUCGCACAGAAACUCAGGAGCACCCCCUGCCUAAGCUAAGGAGGUCAUAUCUCUGGGGGGUUUUAAGUGCCGUUUGCAAUAAUGUCAUGUUUUAUUUAUUUAGCUGAGUAAAUAUUUUAUACUGUAUGUGAGCAAUCAGAGUAUAAUGUUUAUGGUGAUGAAAUUAAAGGCUUCUUAUAUGUUUAA
This is a messenger RNA of Artibeus jamaicensis (Jamaican fruit-eating bat), 4208 nucleotides long. It is a transcript of the gene SLC45A3, whose product is annotated as solute carrier family 45 member 3. Gene Ontology annotation, molecular function: sucrose:proton symporter activity. Lineage: Eukaryota; Metazoa; Chordata; Mammalia; Chiroptera; Phyllostomidae. Gene Ontology annotation, cellular component: membrane. The record is from RefSeq and is a predicted model, not a curated record. Bases 1212 to 2873 code for a protein of 553 amino acids. Gene Ontology annotation, biological process: transmembrane transport. The transcript has 5 exons.